UAGGUCUUAGACUAGCUUUGAAACGAAACAAAAGGAAAACAAAAGUAACUUUCACAGUUCUUUUAAUUCUGCGAAGUCGGGUUAAGCAAACGAGAGGAUAGAUAGAAGAAAUUUGCGAGGAGCACAUUAGAUAUAUAAUAUAUACAACUGAGCCGCUCAAUAAACCAGAGGACACCACCAUAAUGGCUGUUAACGUUUACUCUACAAAUGUGACGUCUGAGAAUCUCUCACGCCACGACAUGCUGGCCUGGGUCAACGAUUGCCUCCAGUCGCAGUUCUCCAAAAUCGAGGAGCUCUGUACAGGUGCCGCAUACUGCCAGUUCAUGGACAUGCUGUUCCCCAAUUCAGUGCCCGUAAAGCGUGUCAAAUUUCGUACAAAUCUGGAGCACGAGUACAUACAGAACUUCAAGAUAUUGCAGGCGGGCUUCAAAAAGAUGUCUGUGGAUAAGAUCAUACCAGUUGAUAAGCUGAUUAAGGGACGCUUUCAAGACAACUUCGAGUUCCUCCAGUGGUUCAAGAAGUUUUUCGACGCCAAUUACGAUGGCCGCGAGUACGACCCGGUUGCCCAACGAGCCGGCGUCAAGCUGGGCAAUGGCAACGGACACGGAAGCAACGGAGGCAGCGGCGUGGGCAGCAGCAACAACGAUCUCCACCUGAUGCACCGAAGGCCGAUGCAGGCUCCAGCCGGAGGCGUCCGCAUGCAACCGCGGGCCAUCGCUCAGACUGCAGUCUCCAAGGUGUUGCCGCGCACGAACAACGCUGCGCCAGCGAGCAGAAUUACUGCUGGCGCCAACAACACGGGAACGGUCAAGAAGAACGACGCGGCCAACUCAGUCAACAAUCAACAGAUUGAAGAGAUGUCCAACCAGGUCAUGGAUAUGCGCAUCAACCUGGAAGGCUUGGAAAAGGAGCGCGACUUUUACUUCUCCAAGUUGCGGGACAUCGAAAUUCUUUGCCAAGAAGCUGAUGAUGGCGAGGCGCAUCCUCUGAUUCAGAAAAUAUUGGACAUCCUAUAUGCGACUGAGGAUGGCUUUGCGCCGCCAGAUGAUGCACCACCAGAGGACGAGGAGUAUUAAUUUAAAACAAGAAAAAAAUCAACCCACGAAAUUCAUUUGCUGCAUACAUAUUCAAAACAUAAGUCAAGAAGCAAGAUGAGGGGGUAAAAAUAAAGUUUAUUAGACAGGAACCAAGGAGACGUUAAGCAAACGCGGAGACUUACGAAUGCAUAUAGAGUUUAAUUCCCAAAGCCGAGAUUGACGACAGAAACGCUAAGUGAUUGAGUCGUUAUUUUUCAACCAUUAUUUUGAUUUGAACAUGCCGCUGCUCAAACGAUAGAAUACGGGGAUUAUUUUUAUAUUAUACAGAUCUUUCGAUUCAAAAUUUUUCUCGCGGCUGUUACCCUGCAACCUGCUGUUGCCGAUGAGUGUGAGCGUCAUCAUAAACUAUUGCAUAUUUAAAUUGUUUGUGUUUUAGCGGAAUAAAAAACUAUAAUCUCAUGCUGACACUUUUCAAAACUCUUUGUUGAACACACAAAGACCUAAUUAAGAAAAUUGUUUCAACAUCUCCGAUUGGUAUGAUUUAGCUCACUCUCUGUAUCAUAUGCUUUACAUAAUUAAAACAAGUUGAAUAUAUUUUUAUUUUUUGUAUAAGUCAAACUUUUCUUUGCUGACUAAUCGUUUUGAGUGUUGUAUGUAGUGGAUCUUAGGAGCCGAAUUUGUAUAAUUUGAUAAUAUAUCCAACAAACAGAUGUCAUUUAUCAAACGGUAUCUCUACUUUCAAUUUUUACUCCUGAUUGGCUUCAUAACGACAUGAUUAUAUACAAUAAGUGAUUUUUUGCUCUCCGAUUUUUUAAGUUCAAUAUUUAUGUGUAAAAACAGGUAGAACUCGUUAAAAAGUUUAAAUAAAAAGCGAACAUCUUUCUAUUUUCUAAA
Drosophila ficusphila is the source of this 1931-nucleotide messenger RNA. It is a transcript of the gene Eb1, whose product is annotated as microtubule-associated protein RP/EB family member 1. Lineage: Eukaryota; Metazoa; Arthropoda; Insecta; Diptera; Drosophilidae. The record is from RefSeq and is a predicted model, not a curated record. The transcript is spliced from 8 exons. Bases 183 to 1076 code for a protein of 297 amino acids. Gene Ontology annotation, biological process: protein localization to microtubule plus-end; regulation of microtubule polymerization or depolymerization; spindle assembly. Gene Ontology annotation, cellular component: cytoplasmic microtubule; microtubule plus-end; spindle midzone. Gene Ontology annotation, molecular function: microtubule plus-end binding.